Messenger RNA from Microsporum canis CBS 113480, 1692 nucleotides. RefSeq lists its product as hypothetical. The record is from RefSeq and is a predicted model, not a curated record. Lineage: Eukaryota; Fungi; Ascomycota; Eurotiomycetes; Onygenales; Arthrodermataceae. The transcript is spliced from 3 exons. The coding region runs from base 1 to 1692 and encodes 563 amino acids. Gene Ontology annotation, cellular component: cytoplasm. Gene Ontology annotation, biological process: protein refolding; response to heat. Gene Ontology annotation, molecular function: heat shock protein binding; ATP binding.
AUGAGUGUCACUGCGCCCGGGCUGCCGCUAGCAGUCUCUGUUCCUUGCCGUCUGUUGCGAACGUCGAGAUCUUAUAGAAGUCAAUGCCUUGACUUCAGCCGGCAUGUGCAGUCACGGUCAUAUCAGACUGAUUCCAAGGCCUGGAAUGGCCAGAGGCCUACUGUUAGACCGAGCAAUGCGCAGUCAUUGAACCAUUCAUCAAGACCAAGUAUCAUCUUCGCUCACAUCGAUCCACAGCAAUUCCAUGCAACAGCUCCCGUCCAAGCGGCAGCAAAAAAUCCUUACAGCGUCUUGGGUGUUAGCAAAGAUGCAUCAGCUUCGGAAAUUAAGCGAGCAUACUACGGGCUGGCGAAAAAAUUUCAUCCAGAUACAAACAAAGACCCCAAUGCUAAAGACAAGUUCGCCGAAGCGCAAACCGCCUACGAGACUUUAUCCGACCCCGAAAAGAAGAAGGCCUUUGAUACGUACGGAUCUGCUGCAUUUGAUCAGAACGGUGGCUUUAAUCCUGGCGCUGCUGGCGGCGGUCCCUUUGGAGGGGCAGGUGGCUUUCAUGGGUUUGGCGGCUUUGGAAGCGGCGGGGGUUUUGGAGGAGGGUUUUCCGCAGAUAUAAAUUUUGAUGACAUCUUCGGUGCCUUUGCUAAAGCUACUGGUCGCAAUCCACGCGGUCAUGGGUCGCCCUUCUCCAGCGUUGCGGUUGGAGACGAUAUCGAGGUUCAGGCAAAUAUCUCGUUCAUGGAAUCGGCCAAGGGAACAACCAAGGAUAUCAACAUCACGCCCUUGGUUACAUGUAAUUCGUGUAAGGGAGAAGGAUUGAAGGACGGAAAGAAACGAUCACGUUGCAGCACCUGUGGCGGAACCGGCGCACAGAUCCAUGUUAUCCAAGGCUUCCAGAUGCAGAGCACAUGCGGAGCUUGUAAUGGAACGGGCUCGUUGAUCCCAAGAGGCUCCGAAUGCAACACAUGUAGCGGUGGAGGUGUUGUACGAGAACGGAGGACUGUCAAGGUUGAUAUCCCAGGGGGUGUAGAAGACGGGAUGAGGCUACGGGUUGCCGGUGAAGGUGACGCCCCCAUGGCAGAACCAGGAACCCGCACACAGCGAGGGAACCUCUUCGUCUUUAUACGGGUUGCUGCGGACCGUCGGUUUAAUCGCUCUGGAUCUGAUGUCUUGUACACUGCCGCCAUCCCUCUCACAACCGCGCUUUUAGGGGGUGAAGUUACAGUCCCCACGCUAGACGGGGAGGCUAAGGUCAGAGUUGGCACUGGAACCGGAACUGGUGAUAAGAUUACCUUGCCAGGAAUGGGUAUGCGAAAGCUCGGUGGCAGGAGAGCAGGCAACGGGGACUUGAAGGUUGAAUUCAAGGUCACCAUGCCGAGAUCUCUGACUCCCAACCAGCGAACAAUCCUAGAGGUUCUUGCAGAUGAGAUGGAUGAUAAGACUGCGAAACGAAUUAUGAAUGUCAACGAAAUGAAACCUGAGAGCAAGUCAUCAACGGAAGGAGGAGGCAACGGACAGAAGGGCCAAGGUUUCAUCAAGUCUGCUUGGGACAAGUUGAUGAACCAUCGCAAUUCAUGUUCAAGUUCAAGCAAGGGUCCAUCCGGCUCCAACGAGAAGAAGGGACCCUCAGCGCAACCUGACCAGCACAAAGAGUCUGACCAACCGAACGAGUCUAAAAAGGCAUCAGGCUCUGGCUAG